CAGGAAUGAUCGUUAUCAAAUCCUUGCCUGACCCGCUUAACAUUUUGAUCGUGCGGUCAAAAUCACAUCUCUCUCGAACAAUACACAACACAUACCCCACAAACAGAAACGGAAAAACCCUAGCUACCAAUCUGCCCCACGGUUCCAGUGACCCAGAGUGCCCUCCCCUCCCCCCCUCUCUCUCGACUGGUGGCAGUACCGGCUCUAUGUCGCGACGAGACAGUCGGGAUUCCGACUCCAGACGACACCGUUCCAGGUUUGACAGAGAACCCAGUCCCAAGAGGUCCCGGAGGGGUGAGAAAGAUGAAAAAGACAGAAUCGCCAGCAAAGGUAAUUUAGAAAGUGCGAAGCAGAGUGACCAGGAUCAGAAGCACCGCCCGAGGCUGCAAGAUACAUUGCCACUUGAAUCUACAUUAGCACCCGACUCAAAGGUGGAAAAUGGGGAUUCCAGAAAAGAAUCCGAUAAGAACCCCAGUGGACAUCAUGAAGGAACCAAGCACUCCACUAAUCCAUCUGAAAUACCCCGGUCUCAAUCUUAUUUUCAGCACGAUGAGCGUGGUAAUGCUGGGAAAGUUGUUCGAAGCUCUGGUCGUGGUUCAACUGCUGAGCGUGGAUCGUGGAGGGAUCCAAAGGAUAGGCAUGAUGAUAGGACAGUGAGCAAGACAACAACUAAUGAUUCACGGUCAAGAAAUGAGAAAGCUAAGGGGGGUGAAAACAGGAACUGGCGCCAUGAUGGGUUCUUUGAAAUGGAGGCUGAUCCACCAUCAGCAAGGAAAAGACCUGCAUUCAGGGAGAAGAAGAUUCCUGUCGAGUCUGAUAAUGCUGACAAGACAGCAGCAGAGACUGCAAAGUCAAGCCAUCCUGACCCUUCCAUGGAAGGAAGCAGAAAAAAGGAGGAAAGAGGGCACAACCCACGCCACACGGAUAGAUCUGAGAAGCAAUUUGCAGGAGAGAGGGGGUCUUACCGAAGAGAUGCACCACCGGGUGUCUUUCCUUCGAGAGAGAGGUACACUGGUGGUGCUGCCCGGAACAACAGAGGAAGAGAUAGAUUCAGUGGGAGACAAGGGUAUAAUUCUAGUAUGGGUCGUGCUGAGAAAUGGACGCAUGAUUUGUAUAACGAGGCUAAUAGGAGUCCAACGCCGAAAAAUGAAGAGGAUCAAAUUGCAAAGGUGGAAGCACUUUUGGCUUCGUAGGAUCGGAUCUGCAUGCUGAUGGCAAUAGGUAUUUUUUCUGCAGAACACUGUCUAUUGUGUCUUUAAGCGUCUCUUUUGCAUGUUUAACGUAAUUAAGAUAUUCGCUUGCUUUUUUGUAAACCUGAUUGCUGAUAUAAGUAUCGAAAACUUUUUAAAACAUUCC
This is a messenger RNA of Pyrus x bretschneideri (Chinese white pear), 1356 nucleotides long. Its product is annotated as serine/arginine repetitive matrix protein 1. Lineage: Eukaryota; Viridiplantae; Streptophyta; Magnoliopsida; Rosales; Rosaceae. Bases 6 to 1193 code for a protein of 395 amino acids. Gene Ontology annotation, biological process: mRNA processing. The transcript is spliced from 4 exons. The record is from RefSeq and is a predicted model, not a curated record. Gene Ontology annotation, molecular function: mRNA binding. Gene Ontology annotation, cellular component: exon-exon junction complex.